Didymosphaeria variabile is the source of this 7218-nucleotide messenger RNA. RefSeq lists its product as uncharacterized. The transcript has 2 exons. The coding region runs from base 1 to 7218 and encodes 2405 amino acids. NCBI's taxonomy places the organism in Eukaryota, Fungi, Ascomycota, Dothideomycetes, Pleosporales, Didymosphaeriaceae. The record is from RefSeq and is a predicted model, not a curated record.
AUGUGGUUCAACAAAAUCGGCAACAGAGAAAUGUACAUGAACUGUGCUGUUGUGGACCUAGUCAACUCCGCCUCCACCUCUUCCUCUCGCCAACGUAAUUCCGCCUCUUCGACUAAAUCUUCCUCCAGCGCGGCUGUAGCGCAGGCCGCCCUGUCCCGGUAUCCGGACUUGUACGUUGCGAACCUGAAGAGUGUGAACGACUGCGCGACGAAAGAGACGGUGGAUGUCAUGUUUGACAAACCAGGCGCUGAUGUCCUAUAUGGUGAUGGGCUUAGUGCGAGUUCUUCGAGGAUUAAGCGGAGGAACGGGGCUUGUACUGGUGUGGGGAGGACGACUGCGGCGUCGAGUGGUUCGGACUCGAGUAAUUCUGGGUUGUCUGCUGAUAGUUCGGCGUCGAGCAAUGCCGGGUCUUCUUCGAACUCCGGCGACUCUGGGUCUUCUUCAUCUUCCGGCGGGUCUACUGGUGGCGAUGAUGGGAUGUGGCAUCCGGAAAAAUAUGGCGGUUUGUCAUCCUCUGAUAACUCUGAAUCUUCAUCCUCAGGCAAUGCUGGCAACUCUGGCUCUUCUUCAUCCUCAGACAACUCUGGCUCCUCACCAUCUUCGGGCAACUCUGGAUCUACAGCUUCGUCAAGUGGCUCCAUGGGUGGCGACGAUGGAUUGUGGCAUCCAGAGAAGUACGGCGGUUCGUCAUCGUCUGGCAACUCUGAAUCUUCGUCCUCGAGCAAUUCCGGGUCUUCAUCGUCUAGCGGCUCGACAGGAGGUGACAACGGACAGUGGCAUCCCGACGCCGGCUCCUCACAGUCAUCGAGCAGCUCUUCAGAUGGUGGCGAUGGGCAAUCGCAUCCCAUGGCUAUCAGCUCAGGCUCUUCCUCGUCCUCCUCCAAUCAGGCGCCGAAAACAGAAGUCGAGAAGGAGCUCGCCGCGUAUCUCAAGAGCCUUAACGAUGCCCCCUUCUCCAGCGUUUCGCCUGGCGAAAGAGAAGACAUACCCAAUCCAAACGAGACCAAGCUAUCUCCUCAAAUCGAUGACACGGAACGCAGUAGAGCCGGCCAAUUCUUCCAGUACAGUCCCGAUCAGGGCUCUGAUCCCAAGUUUAGGACGCAACAAAUCUAUUCUCGCGAGCCGCCAGAUGACGAAGAGCCUACUGGGGCUCCGGACGUACCUGAUUACGACUUCAUCAACCACCAAGCUGAACACUCCUCGGAGGACGACUCAGACUCAGACUCAGAUGAUGAGGGGCCCUCGUCGGAUCACUCGAAGAAUCCUGCGUUCGAUGUUGAGGAAAGUUCGAGCGAUGCUGCCAACAGGGCUAGCUUUUCAGAUGAUGAUGAGGAGCUGCCUGGUUACCUGAAGGAUAUUAUCGGCAACCUUAGUGAUGACGAUGACGAUUAUGAGGAUGAUAGCUUUGGCGAUAUCUAUGAUCGUCAGAAGGAGGCCAAGAAGAAGAAGAAGAAGCAGAAGAAACACAGCUCAUCGAGGUCAAUGAAGGCGAAGCAUAGCAAAACUUCAUCGUCAAAUGCAGAAUCAGCACCUACGGAGGUGCCGGAGAGCGAGGCCUUCACAUCGAAAGAUGCUACCACGCCAACGGCCGACUUCAAGCCGCUUGCUGCAGAGGAUUCUGCUGCUGCACCUACGGCUGAACCUGGGCCGCAAAGCAAGGCUGAUGCCGUUAUUGCAGCUCCUAUCAACGGAACAUUGUCGGCCUUCUCGUUCCCAGAUCUUACAGCAUCUCCUACGGAGAUUCCUACAGGACUUCCUGCAGAGCUUUCUUUUCUUUUUGCCCCUGCGGACUCUACCAUCUCCUCUUUGGAAUCGUCUAGUGCUCCCCCAGACACUAUCAUUCCACUUGCUGAGCCGUCUGUAGGUGUACCAUCCACUCCUGCAGAAUCAUCACACAGCCCAGCUAUUUCCGACGUCGCAGCUCCCGGAGGAGACUGCACCCCUGGAUCUUUCCUGUGCAAUGGUGAUAAGCAAUUUUGGGUCUGCGGCCAAUUUGGCGGGGCUAAGUGGGCCUAUGGCGCGCUACGCGACGUCUCUCAAGGUAUGACUUGUAAGGAAGGUAAGAUCGGUCGUCGUGUUCUCAACAAGAGAGGUUUCGGAUGGUACAUCGGGCAAGAUGAUGGGGGCUGGGGCUCAGACGAUGAUGAAAGCCCUCUUGAUCCCAUCAUCGACGCGAUAGACACCCUCAUCAGCACCGUCCCGAAGCUGGCUACGGGCAGCAAGAAAGACAAAGAUAGCUCUGACCAAAAGAAAAGUGAUGAUUGGUAUCAGCCAUACAACUUGGUUAAGCGAAAGCUCGGAUGGUGGAUCUCCAGCAGCAAUCCAAGCAAUGACGUCCCCGCCAACCCACUCGUCACCAUCACCGAUAAGCUGAAGAAGCUCGAUACCACACUCGACUGGACCAUCAGUGACCUGUCGACUUCAAAGGAGAAGGCCAAAUCUCAAAAGCGUAGCUCGGGCUGGUGGCUUUCCUUCGGCGGCGGCGACUCCAACGAUAAAGGCCAUUCUUCCUCCGACAAGAACGACACUGAUCGGGAUCCUCUAGAUGACAUCCUCUGGAAGACCGACGACCUUGAAGAAAAGUUCGAUAAGCUUAAGAGCCUGUGCGGAGACGACAGCAAGUGGAAGCGUGGUUGGGGUUUCUUCGGCCAGUAUGGCAAAGAUGAUAUGAAUAAGGCAGUUGUGAAAGGCCAGCUUGGUGACCCCUUCGAACCUAUCCUCAGCAAGUUGAAAGGCUACAUUCGCCUUGUGAGGAACCUGCUUCCGAAGGAUAAGGGACACGUCCGGCCGUAUGGAGGAGGGUAUCAACAGCAGCGGCCGAAGUUUCCGUGGGAUAAGCAGGGAAGUAAUGGCUGGUAUGCUAAGCGACAAAUUGAUGCAGGGGAGGCUGGCGAUGGUGUUUCAGAUCCUGGAGACUUUGGUGACUUCCUUGGAGACGGUGUGUUUUCAGAUCCUGUCUCCGAUGGGGAUGUGGAAGAGGAAGAGGAUGAUGAUGAGGGCCCUUCCCGUCAACCUUCGGAUGGACCUUCGGAUGGAUCUGGUCGCCCAUCCAGGCCCGAAAGGCCAAACCGGCCCGGCAACGACGUUGCUACCAUUCCUGAUGAUUUCCCCGAAGAUGAUGAUGAGCCGCUGGGGCGAGACGGAGAGCAGCAUGUCCCCAACCCGGCUAGCUCCAAGGGCUCCAAGGCUGGAAAUCACACUGCAGGUAAGUCGUCCCCUCCCCAGAACAUGGGUAACGGCGCUCCUUUGGGAACAAAAGAUGAUAUGGGCGCAGUGUUUACGCCCCAUGAGGUCGCGCUUGUUCCUGGUCGCGAUGGUGUUAACGCUGAUAAAGGAGUUGCUUUCGAUCCUGUUCAUGACGACGGUGAGGAUGAGGAUGCGGCAGAUAGCGACGAUCCGAUCGGUACUUCUCAACUCGACAUCGAUCAGCCUCAGCCCGAUGGUCCCUCAGCCACUAUUCCCGACGACGAUGACUCUGAAGCCGAAGUUCCUAACGCCUUUGAUCCGGAUAUUGCUAAUGUUCCCAACCCCUUCGCUGCCGGCGGUGACUUCGCGCGCCCUGGAGACGCUCCAGACGACCCUCCCUCUGAUGACUUCUCCACACUUGCUGACGACAACGAUGAAGACGACGCCAACACUUCAGACUUUUCCACUCCGCCAGACGACGACGAAGAUGACACUGCGGAGGACACACGCGAUGUCUUCGCCAACUUGCCUCCAAAAGAGCGAGGUCUUCGCAAACGCCAGGAUUACGGUGACGAUGUGCAAGUCCCGGGAUUCUCCUACAGUGAUGGCGGCGAUGGAGGUAACGGCAUCGACGGCGUUGAAGACGCUGUUAAGGCGCUAUUUGGGAAAGAGGAUGACCAGAACACAACGGGGCUCGAGGAUUCAAGCGCAGGUGAAGAGGACACCGAGAGUGGAACAAGUUCCGCUACGAAACAGCAGAAACCUUCUGCUGACGAUGCUCCCAAGGACGCUUCCAAGGACGCCUCGAAAGAUACAUCCGAUGACGCCUCGAAAGAUACCUCCGAUGACGCCUCCAAAGAUACAUCCGAUGACGCCUCCAAAGAUACAUCCGAUGACACUGAAGACGCAGGGGACGAAAAAGAGGACGCCGACACCGGCGAUGACGAUGCUGCCGAAGAGGAAGACGACGACGCUGACGAAGAGGAAGAGGAUGAAGACACCUCGAAGAAUUCGACUGAACGUAGAUUCAGGCGCCAGGAUGCUGCCCCAGUCACCCUUCCUGGUGGCUUUAAUUUCAGCGAUGGCUCCAAUGGCGGUGAUGGUGUCGAUGAUGACCCUACAGCUCUGUUUGGAAACGAGCCUUCGGAUUAUGACAAAGAAUGGGGGGUUUCCGAAGAAGCUAAGAACCAGUCCCAGCCAUCAAUCGCUCCAAUGACCAAGCGAGACGAUCCUGUGCCGGAUGGCUUUGCCUUCAGCGAUGGGUCUAAUGGCGGUGAUGGUGUCGACGAUGACCCUACUGCUCUAUUCGGCAACGAGCCAUCGGAUUACGAGCGACUCUGGGGCGUCUCUAACGACGCCAAGAAUCAGCCACAGCUGUCAACUGCUCCUAUGACGAAGCGAGACGACCCAAUACUUGAUCCCAACACUUCGGCACGUGCCGGCUUCACCUUCAGUGAUGACUCCAAGGGCGGUGACGGUGUCGACGAGGACCCUACUAUACUCUUCGGCAACGAGCCAUCCGACUACGAAUCCAAAUGGGGCGUGUCUGACCAAGUCAAGAACCAGGCUCAGGAGGAACACCCUCAACCACCGCGAGAGCUAUCCUCGACUCAAAACCCUCCUCUGCCCCUGCCAGCGUCAAUCAAGGGAUUGAAGAUCUUCUCUCCGGGACAUGUCAAGCCAAUUGCGCCUCAUAACCGUCUGGAGGUUGGUAGCCCCGAGCGAUAUGAUUGGGGAGACAGGCGAAAGCGACAAGCUGCCGCUCCGGUUCCGGCUACUGCUCUCCAGCCUGAAGGUCAAGCUCAGGCUACUCAAAUCGCAGCUCCUCAGAAUAUCAUCCCUGACGACCCAAACACCCAAGCACCAGCCGGCUUCACCUUUAGUGACGGAAGCAAAGGCGGCGACGGUGUCGAUGAUGACGUUACCGGUCUUUUUGGGGACGAGCCAUCUGAUUACGAACAGAAAUGGGGUGUUGAUGAGAAAGCUAUAGAGGUCAAGACGAACCAAACAGCUACUCAGCUUGAAGAUGAUGCUGGUACGACCUCUGAAGGGGCAUCUGUCCAGCCACCAACUCCGCAAGCCCCGGCGGCUCAGCAGGCUCCUCCACAGAAGCAGUCCUCUACCGUUGAAGCUGGAGCGCAAAGACAGCAGAUUCCGGCCCUACCUGCACUUGGCAAAGCUAAAGCUCAAGGCGUCCGUCUUCUUCCGGUUGCUGUUUCCGAUCUUGUUCCUUCUCCAUCUGCUGUGCUCCCAGGCAUCAACAGCGUAAUCAAAGCCACUCCUCUAGGCUUCCCUAACGACAACGCGCCACCUACACCGACCGGAUUUGCUCUAUCCGAGCCUGAUAGUGUUGCUCCUAGACCUGUGGGUAAGCUCAAGGCUACGUCGGCUGACAGCCAUGAUUUCCCAGAUGCACCAGUUGAUGAUUUUGAUGAGCCAUCUUCGUCUGCUGUAUCUCCAGGAAUCGACGGCAUAAACGAAGCCACUCCUCCGGACUUCCCUAACGACAACGUGCCACCUACACCGACUGGAUUCGCUCUAUCCAAGCCUGAUAGUGUUGCUCCUAGACCUGUGGGUAAGCUCAAGACUACGUCGGCUGACAGUCAUGAUUUCCCAGAUGCACCAGUUGAUGAUUUCGAUGAGCCUUCUCCAGUGGUCGGUGCUAUUGGCGAGCCCCAAGCGAGUCUCCCGCCGUUGAAGAAGGCAAAGGGCAAGCCGGGUCCCCCACAACCGGAAGAAGAUGCAAGCACAGCAAGCAGCGUAUCCGUUGAGACACUUGACGAGCCCCAACCCAGCUUCUCACUGUCUGUAAAGGGGAAGGCCAAACCGGCUCCUGGUUUCUUUGACGACCUCGCUGGCAACCCAGGACCGCUAGUGCAGGCCAAUGCUGUUCCUUUGGAGGCUCCUGAAGCGGAAGCCAUCACUGGACCUGUCGGCAAAGUACGGCCAUCCGGACCGCUUGAGAAGGCUGCAGCUAGCGCUCUACCCAAACCCAGUGGCUUAGAUGUCACCGCGGAUCCGAGUAUCUUGGAUAAAAAUGGUGGACCCGGAGGUCUUCCACCUACCGUAGGUGCGUUAAAUGCAGCCGGUGUAAGACCAGGUGUUGGGCUGGGUAAUGCGACUGAGAAGGUAUCGGAAGAGCACUUCCCUAGCAUUUCAGUGACGGGUCCGACACCCUCUCUGGCUACUCUUGGUCCCGAUGAGGUUGAUUCUGAAGCCGAAAGCAGGGCAGACGAAGAGAAUGGUUCUGGAGAUGCUGACUCGGAGGAAGACGACCCAAGCGACGCUACUUCCGCCGAUGAUGACUUCGAGGAAGACGAGGACUCAAGCGACGCUACUUCCGCCGAUGAUGACGACGUCGAAGACGAGGACUUCGACGACAAUGAUUUCGACGCAGAUGCUGAAGAUGAGGUGCCCAAGGAAACACUCUUCGUCAUACCUUCACCAGUACCAGCUUCUGUCAAUGCAUCCGCUCCAUUCAACGCCACUGCUUUGGCCUCUGCAGUCAAAGCGGAAGUCGAAGAAGCUGUUGAGACACUCGAACCCACUACAUCAGCGCCAUGGCGCGACGGUAUCUUACACCAACCCGCAGGCGUCCUCCCCACUCCCCUAGGCGAGACCAAUGUCGCCGCCUCCAUUCUCCCCUUCUUCCUUGGUCCUGGGCCCGUCGUUCCCCCAGGCGUAACUCUUAAAUGGCCCGGCCCUUUCAACCUUCAUCACUUGCCCAGUGCUACCAUCCCACCAGUCUCACAGAUUCCAAGCGUGAAAGGGUCUGAGCCGGCGCCUUCGACGCUGCAGUCUGUGACUGUUCCAGUGAUAGGGAACAAAGGAGCGCCACUGGCUCCGCUACCGACACCCGCGGUUGUGAUACCUCCGGUGCCGUUGGGUGCGCCGUUGGCGCUGCCGGGUGUGACUGCGAGUUGGCCACCGCCGUUGCCCAUUGUAACCCCAAGUCCGGGGCUUCUAAAAGGGGCGAUGGCAAGGAGGGCUGCUGUUGCGAGAGAUAGAAAGGAUGGUGUUCAGAGGGCGUAG